UCCUUUACCUCUCUCUCUCCUCAAGCUAGAAAACUGCGAAGUAGAUCAUGCCAUGUCUCUAGAUUCUCUGCCUCCCAAUUUUCCCUCACUUUCUCUCGCGUCUCCUAAACGUUUUCUUUGCAUCCAAACAACGCAUUCUCGAAUUUUCUCUGCCUGAAGACGGCUCGAUUUUUCUACAACUCGGAUCGAUUUGAAUCUACUCAGAGCUGGAGAUGUAUCUGCGAUUGGUUUCUCGAUCAUGAGAUUGAAGUGAAACUUUCCUGGAGUUGCUUCUAGAUCGACGAUCAUGUCGAUAAAAACUGGAUCCCGUGAAUGUAGGACGUCUUUCGAUUUCUCAUAUUUUACGUUGAGCUGUGUUGAUUUGGUCGGGGUUUCGGCGGAAGAAGGGGUUUGGUGCUGAGGAGCUUCGCUUGAAAUUUUGUUUAUGUCGAGGAACGGAAGGAUGGCUUCAGAUCUUAGCCGAACUGGUCCAGUAGAGAGGGAUAUCGAGCAGGCCAUUACUGCCCUCAAAAAGGGAGCUUACUUGCUUAAGUAUGGAAGACGGGGGAAGCCUAAGUUCUGUCCAUUUCGCCUUUCUAAUGAUGAAACUGUUUUGAUAUGGUUCUCAGGGAAGGAAGAGAAACAUCUAAAGCUGAGCCAUGUUUCUAGAAUCAUAUCUGGGCAACGCACCCCUAUUUUUCAGAGGUAUCCGCGCCCAGAGAAGGAAUAUCAGUCGUUUUCGCUAAUAUAUAAUGAAAGGUCUUUGGAUUUGAUCUGCAAGGAUAAAGAUGAGGCCGAGGUGUGGUUUAGUGGUCUGAAAGCCUUGAUUUCACGCUGCCAUCAACGGAGGUGGAGAACAGAAUCGAGAAGCGACGGGACACCAUCUGAAGCUAAUAGCCCGAGAACAUACACAAGACGGAGCUCCCCUUUGCAUUCUCCGUUUAGCAGCAAUGACAGCUUUCAAAAGGAUGGUUCUAAUCACCGUCUUCAUAGUCCAUAUGAGAGUCCUCCUAAGAAUGGCCUUGACAAAGCAUUUUCGGACAUGGCAUUAUUUGCAGUUCCUUCUAAUGAAUUUUUCCCCUCAGGCCCUGUGACCGUUUCAGUUCACUCUUUGUCAUCUGGAGGCUCAGAUAGCAUGCAUGGUCACAUGAAGAGUAUGGGCAUGGAUGCUUUUAGGGUUAGCUUGUCAAGUGCUGUUAGUUCCUCUAGCCAUGGUUCUGGUCAUGAUGACGGAGAUGCAUUGGGAGAUGUUUUCAUAUGGGGAGAAGGCAUAGGGGAAGCUGUUUUGGGUGGUGGGAACCAUCGAGUUGGAAGUUCCUUUGACAUAAAAAUGGAUUCCUUAUUGCCAAAAGCUUUAGAAUCAACGAUAGUACUUGAUGUCCAAAAUAUUGCUUGUGGUGGACAGCACGCUGUCCUUGUGACAAAGCAAGGAGAAAUUUUCUCUUGGGGAGAGGAGUCUGGAGGCAGGAUGGGCCAUGGAGUUGAUUCUGAUGUUCAACAUCCAAAGCUCAUCGAUGCACUUAGCAACACAAAUAUCGAACUUGUAGCAUGUGGUGAAUACCACAGUUGUGCAGUUACACUAUCAGGAGAAUUGUAUACCUGGGGAAAAGGGGAUUUCGGUGUUCUUGGACAUGGAAAUGAGGUCAGUCAUUGGCUCCCAAAAAGGGUAAAUUUUCUGUUGGAGGGCAUACAUGUGUCUUCCAUUGCUUGUGGACCUUACCACACAGCUGUUGUGACAUCUGCUGGGCAGUUGUUUACUUUCGGUGAUGGGACCUUUGGUGUAUUGGGCCACGGAGACAGAAAAAGUGUUUCCAUACCUAGAGAGGUGGACUCUUUGAAAGGCCUCCGCACCGUCCGAGCUGCCUGUGGUGUAUGGCACACGGCAGCAGUUGUAGAAGUCAUGGUUGGGAGCUCAAGCUCAAGUAACUGUUCUUCAGGGAAGCUGUUUACAUGGGGCGAUGGUGAUAAGGGCCGUCUUGGUCAUGGUGAUAGGGAACCGAGAUUUGUACCUACUUGUGUUGCUGCCCUUGUCGAACCCAAUUUUUGUCAAGUUGUGUGUGGGCACAGCCUUACAGUAGCACUUACAACAUCUGGUCACGUAUAUACUAUGGGCAGUCCUGUUUAUGGUCAGCUUGGAAAUCCACAUGCAGAUGGAAAGGUUCCGAUCCGUGUUGAAGGCAAACUUCACAAGAGUUUUGUGGAAGAGAUUGCUUGUGGUGCUUAUCAUGUUGCAGUUUUAACUUCGAGAACAGAGGUUUACACUUGGGGAAAGGGAUCAAAUGGUAGACUAGGUCAUGGGGAUAUAGAUGAUAGAAAUACUCCGACAUUGGUGGAUGCUCUGAAGGAUAAACAAGUGAAAAGUAUUGCGUGUGGUACUAAUUUCACCACAGCUGUCUGCCUUCACAAGUGGGCGUCGGGGAUGGACCAGUCCAUGUGUUCAGGUUGCCGCCAGCCUUUCAAUUUCAAGAGAAAGCGGCACAAUUGCUAUAACUGUGGACUAGUAUUUUGCCAUUCAUGCAGCAACAAAAAAUCUCUGAAGGCUUCUAUGGCCCCGAACCCGAACAAACCAUAUCGGGUCUGUGACAAGUGUUUUAGCAAAUUAAAGAAGGCCAUGGAAACUGAUCCAUCAUCUCAUUCUUCUCUGAGUAGAAGAGGAAGCAUCAACCAUGGAUCAGAUUCAGUUGACAAAGAUGAGAAGUUGGAUUGUAGAUCCGACGGCCAGUUGGCGAGAUUUUCAUUGAUGGAGUCCAUGAGGCAAGCGGAUGGUAGGUUCAAGAAAAACAAGAAGUAUGAAUUCAAUAGUAGCCGUGUCUCUCCUAUACCAAACGGAGGAUCUCAAAGGGGUGCACUAAACAUAUCCAAGUCCUUCAAUCCAGUAUUUGGAUCAUCAAAGAAGUUCUUCUCAGCUUCUGUUCCUGGUUCUAGAAUCGUGUCUCGGGCUACUUCGCCAAUAUCAAGACGUCCUAGCCCACCGCGUUCAACAACACCAACCCCCACUUUAAGUGGACUAACCACACAGAAAAUUGUUGUGGAUGAUGUUAAGAGAACCAACGAUAGCCUCAGCCAAGAGGUUGUUAAGCUACGAGCUCAGGUUGAAAAUCUUACGCGGAAGGGGCAGCUUCAAGAAACCGAGCUCGAAAGAACAACCAAACAACUGAAAGAGGCAUUAGCAAUCGCUAGCGAAGAGACAGCAAGAUGCAAGGCAGCCAAAGAAGUCAUCAAAUCACUUACCGCUCAAUUAAAAGACAUGGCUGAAAGACUACCUGUAGGAUCCGCUCGGACUGUCAAGUCAUCGUCCCUCAGUUCAUUUGGCUCGAGCCCUUGUUACGUUGACCCUUCUAACUCUAUCUUUGACCAACAGUCGUUCCAAGAACCUGAGCCAAACGGGUUGAACACCCCAUUGUUUUCCAACGGGACCAGCACUCCUGUCUUUGAUGGGGUAAGUUACCGACAUCAGGGUAAUUCCGAAACGACGAAUAGAGCCGGGAACCGAUCAAAAGAGAGCGAGAACGAAUGGGUCGAACAAGAUGAACCUGGUGUGUACAUCACUCUCACCGCCUUGCCUGGUGGAGCAAGAGACCUCAAACGCGUUCGUUUCAGUCGAAAGCGUUUUAGCGAGAAGCAAGCGGAACAAUGGUGGGCCGAGAAUAGAGCACGAGUAUACGAACAAUACAACGUCCGUACGGUUGAUAAAUCCAGUGUUGGUGUAGGAAGUGAAGACAUACCUCAUUGAAUUCGUUUCUUUUACCACCAAAAUAACACCAAAUCGGACUUUUCAUGGCUUAUAUUUUUUUUUUCCGACCAAAUUCGCGCCCCGUGAUCGGGUUUCGGCAAGUUUGUGAGGAAAUCGGGUUGGAUAUAAUGACAAAUAUAGAGAUUAGGGUUAUUUUUCCUUCUUUGAUGCUAGUUUGGCAUUGUAUGUGUUCAUUUUCUGUUUUCAGGGUUUGUCAUGUGUCACCCUGAGUAGUGGGAAUGGUAUGAUUUUUUUUUUUUUUUUUUUUUGCUUCUUUGUAUGGGGUGAAAUUUAGUAAGUUGUAAAUUUUUUGUGGGUAACACUGUAAAGUCUACAAGCGCAUUAUGUUUUACUCUACAAAAUAUUAUUGCU
Molecule: messenger RNA, 4084 nt
Organism: Tarenaya hassleriana
Lineage: Eukaryota; Viridiplantae; Streptophyta; Magnoliopsida; Brassicales; Cleomaceae
Exons: 9
Coding region: 425-3712 (1095 amino acids)
Molecular function (GO): metal ion binding
Source: RefSeq, a predicted model, not a curated record